GGUUGCAGGGGUCAAGUCCUAGCUCCUGGCCCCGCCUCUUCACUGGUCGCUGCUGGGUCACUCUUCCUGCUCCAUGAGUUUUAUCAUACCUCUUCUUAAAGCUAUGUAUUUAUGUGUACCUGUACCUGAAUAAACUUACUAGAGGACCCCUUAUGGAUGCGUCAUUUACAAUUCAAAGUGAAGCGGUAGACCCGUGUGGGGUGAUGCAGCUGGCUGUACUGGCCUAACUGGUUGCAGGGGGUCGAGUCACAGCGUCAGUUAUGACGUAGUAGUGGUGGACACUGCCUGGCACUGACAGGCUCCACACUGGCACUGUCUACUACCAUACUUCCCUCACUGUCUGCCCAACUCCACGUACUUGUUAUUUUACUUAAAUAUAAGUUUUAGUUACGAUGUUGAGAGGAAUUAUUGUUUUAUGUUUGUUGGCGGGACUACCCAUCAGCCUGUGUGUCUCCCCUCCCCCCCCUGGUGGUGGUGACCCCAGUGGUGACCCCCCUGGUGGUGGUGACCCCAGUGGUCACCCUAGUGGUGGUGACCUUAUAGGUAACCCUGGUGAUGGUGACCCCAUAAGUAACGGCCCUAGUGGUGACCCCAUAGCUGACAAUCUCACUGAUGGUGACCCCAUAGGUAACCCUAGUGAUGGUGACCCCAUAGGUAACAACCCCAUUCAUAGUGACCCCAUAGCUGACGACCACAUUGAUGGUGACUCCAUAGCCGAUGACCCCACAAGUGAGGUUGGCAGCGACGACCCAACUAGUGUAUUCAGAGGUACUUUCUGGCAGAUUACAGACAUUCAUUGGGAUCAGCAGUAUAGUGUAUAUGGAGAUGCCAACAAAAUGUGCCACAAAAGCUACACAUCUACAAAACACAAUGGGGUUUAUGGCAAUUAUCUGUGUGAUUCUCCUUGGCUACUAGUCAAGAGUGCCAUAGAUGCUAUGAAGGAGAUUAAUAAUAAACCGGAUUUUAUUUUAUGGACAGGGGAUAAUGUACCUCAUACUGAUGAUCCAGAACCAGACUUUACAGUAAUAUUCAACACAAUAAGUAAUAUUACUGAGGAGCUGCGGUCUACAUUUCAGGAUUCCAUUCCAAUCCUUCCAGUUCUGGGCAACCACGAUGCAUUCCCCAAGGAUUAUUAUCCAGUUGCUGGAGAAGAAUUUUAUGGUCAGUAUUUAACAAGGGGAGGUUGGUCAUCCAUUCUGCCAGAGACUGCACAAGAAGAGUUCAAGCUAGGAGGUUACUAUGGAUAUGAACUUCCUAUAGGUGUCACUGUGUUAGUGCUGAACACAAACCUCUAUUAUGCCAAUAAUGCACUGGGUGUGAAUGCAAGUGACCCGUGUGGACAAUUCAAGUGGUUGAAGACCAGGCUAGAGAGAGCUCAAGAACACAAGUCUUUGGUGAUAAUUGCUGCGCAUGCUCCUCCUGGUUAUUUUGAAAGAUUUGCCGAAGUGCCAUUUUUUAAUGCUACGUACAAUGAUGCGUAUGUUGAUCUCCUGAAUGAAUUCGGCAUGAUAAUUAUGGCUCAGAUAUAUGGUCAUGAGCACACAGACAGCUUCAGGUUGUUCCAGACUGCUAAAGUAGGUAUGAUGCAAAGUGUGGCUUUCAUAGCUCCAUCAGUAACUCCCUGGUAUCCGUCUACUGUACCGGGUGGCACAUCAAUCAAUCCCUCUCUUCGGCUCUACUCAUAUAAUAAAACUGUGCUCUUGGAUUACAGCCAAUAUCAUCUUAACUUGACUAAAGCAAAUGGCCCUUCUGAAAAUGUCUCCAGUAACCAAGAAGCUUUUGGACUAGAUGACAUCCAUAUCAGAGGUAAUAGAUUGGAAAGGCCUGAGUGGGAGUUUUAUUAUCAAGCAACAAAAGCAUAUGGUUUACAGAGUCUUGAUAUUGUCAGUAUGGUAAAUCUCUAUGACCAGCUUCAGUCAGAUGAUAACCUGUUCCAAAAAUACUACUUAAGGAAUUCUGCUGGAUUUAAUGAUGGCCUGUGUGAUGAGCACUGUAAAAAGUCUCAUACAUGUGCUAUAGUAAAUAUUAAAGUAAAAGAUUUGAACAGAUGCAUGGGAUAUAACCAUUCUGAGAACUAUAAAGGACUACCUAAAUCUUCAUUAAAGCCCCACAAAGAAGUUCCAAUUUUUAUAAUGGAAGAUGGGUUACCUGUUAACUUUCCCAAUACAUCCUCCAGUUCUCCUUUGGUCAUUGCUAUCAUAGUUUUAAGUAUGAGCUUAACUACAGUCUUGGCUGUUAUAUUGGCUGUCAUGCUAGUUGCCAUAACACUUAAGAGGAAUCGGAUGCUUAGAACUGAGAGAAGCCUACCAGUUGUGGACCUUACGUGGGUUCGGCGACAACAAAACUACAAACAGAUUCCUUAAGGAAAUAGAAGUUACACAUUCUGUCAGUCACUGGCAGGUGACUUACAAAAUGUGUUCCUUUAAUACUUUUAAUAAUAUCUCACUUAUACUGUCUCAUGGAAACCAGCUGUUUCCAUUUUCAGUCCUGUGUUAGACUUCAUAUUUUGAAAAUUCCUUUUUUUUUUUUUUUUUUUAUCUUGGUGGAAGGUGGGCACUAAGACAGGGUGACUGAAAGAAGCAAACACAUUCAUCAUCAUUCAUUCAGUCACUUUUUAUUUUUAUUAUAAUUUUUUUAACACACUACCCAUCUCAUACCAAGGGGUGACCCCAAAAAUAGAAACACUUUCACCAUCAUUCACUCCGUUGUUGUCUUUCGAGAGGCAUGCUGAUACUACAGUUCAGAUGCUCUUCCAAACUGCAGAUAUCCCCACCUCUCCUUCAUUGUGCAAGCACUGUCGUACCCACCUCUAGGACUUUAAGUCCAGCUAGCUGGUUUCCCUGAAUUUUAUUAUUUUUAUUAUCACACUGGCCGAUUCCCACCAAGGCAGGGUGGCCCGAAAAAGAAAAACUUUCACCAUCAUUCACUCCAUCACUGUCUUGCCAGAAGGGUGCUUUACACUACAGUUUUUAAACUGCAACAUUAAUACCCCUCCUUCAGAGUGCAGGCACUGUACUUCCCAUCUCCAGGACUCAAGUCCGGCCUGCCGGUUUCCCUGAAUCCCUUCACAAAAUGCUACCUUGCUCACACUCCAACAGCACGUCAAGUAUUAAAAACCAUUUGCCUCCACUCCUGUUUAACAUGUUCACAUACCUGCUGGAUGUCCAAGCCCCCUCGCACACAAAACCUCCUUUACCCUCUCUCUUCAACCUUUCCUAGGGUGACCCCUACCCCACCUUCUCUCCACUACAAAUUUAUUCACCCUGCAGGUCAUUAUAUUUUGCUCCAACCUCUCUAAAUGUCCAAGCCACCUCAGCAACCUUCUUCAGCCCUCUGGAUAAUACUAUUAGUAACUCCAUGUCUCCUGAUCUCCAAGCUGCAAAUUCUCUGCAUAAUAUUUACACCACACAUUGCCCUCAGAUGUGACAUCUCUGCUGCCUCCACCUCCUCCUUGCUGCAACAUUCACAACCCAUGCUUCACACCCAUAUCAGAGUGUUUGUGCCAUUUUACCCUUCAAUAUUUCCCAUUUUGCCUCCAUAGAUAAUGUUCUUUGUCUCCACAGAUGCCUCAGUGCAUCACCCAUCUUUUUACCCCCUCAACUCUAUGGUUCACUUCAUCUUUCAUAUACCCAUUUGCCAGCAACUCCACUCCAAAAUAUCUGAACACAUUCACUUCCUCUAUGCCCCUUUCUUCCAGUCUGAUGUUCAAUCUAUCAUUGCCUAGACCUCUUGUUACCUUCAUUGCAUUCACUCACAAUUUUACCUUUAAUUUGAAACUUCUUUUAGAUUUGGGAAAGUUCACUGGCAGUUUACGAAGUGACCUUAUACUGUACAGGGAAAAUUUCCAGAGACAUGCAGAAGACAUGAUUUCAUUGACUCAUAGAUUUAUAUCAAAAAAUAUAGUAGUCAGACAAAUUUACGUAAAAUAAUAGUGCAGUCAGACAAAUUUAUAUCUUUCUCUACCUCGUUCACACAGAAUACUUCCCACCAUCUUCCUCCAACUUUCUCUGGGCAGUCAGACAAAUUUAUAUAAAUACUGCAGCCAAUGUAAUCAGGAGUUUAUAUAAAAAAUUCACACUAAAACAGAGCUAAAGAAGUAUAAAGUUAAUCCUAGGAUAGAACACCAUUCUGUCAUGUUACUUAUGCAAGGCAAAUAUUUAUAACAUAUGGUUAUCCUGUCUUUUACUUUUGAUCCUUAAGAUUCCAAGGCAUUUAUAUUCCAGAAUUUAAAAUAACAUGCGCUUAGUACUGUAGCAUCUUGAAAAAAGCAUUAGCCUUAGUGGCAAGAAAUAAUCCCAAAGUUAAUUGAGGUACCUGUACUACAGCAUAUAAUCAGUUAAAUAACAAAAAAAAGUCUCAGUGCUGUGACUGGAACGAUACACAAAUAGCCCGCACAUAGAAGUGAGGAGCUUAUGACGACGUUUCAGUCCGACUUCGACCAUUAGUGUGACUUUGUAAAUGGUCCAAGUCGGACCAAAACGUCGUCGUAAGCUCCUCUCUUCUAUGUGUGGGUUGCUGUAUAGUCCUUGUGGCUUAGCGCUUCUUUUUGAUUAUAAUAAUAAUAUGUGUGGGUUAUUUGUGUAUAAUCAGUUAUCUAGCGAUUGACAUUCUGUAAAUUUAUUUGAAGAAAAUUAGUUUAGACAUUUUUAAGUACAUAUGUACUGAAAUUUUUCUCAGAAAUACUUAUGAAUGAAGAACAAAUUUGUUCACAAAAUGUACAACAAAGUUGUAUGUGUGUGUGUGUGUCUCAGAAUUAAAACUCAAAGCUUGAAACAUUGUUCACAAAAUUAUGUUUGGAAAAUAUCACUGAAGGUAGUAUAACCCACCCAUGUGAUAUGCAAAGGCACUGAUGGUAAUUCCUAGAAUUAUUGGAGUAUUUUCCAGAUAGAGAUAAUUAUAUCAUGAUGGAUUCCUCUAAGUGUGGUAACUAGAAGUGUGUUGAUACUCAUGACCUUAAGUCACUGUUGUAUGAAGUUUCAUAGUUUAAUUUUUUUUUUUUUGCUACUUUCACAGUUAUGUUAUGCACUACAUUGAAGUGUGGUAAAUAAAAAGUACACAUGUGUAUAUACAGUUAAGGAGCUUGCAGUAAGCACAAUAUUUGAGGUAUGUAAUGGUAUGAGAUACCAACACAAUGGUAAGGAGAAAUGUGAUUUUAUAAGGUCCCUUUAUAUAAGCCUUUUAUUUUUUUUAACCACAGUGGGCUUCAAGUCAAACCGAUAAACCUGGCAAGGGAGGGCGAGUAAAUAUAUACUAUCAGGUAGUGGUGAGGUGAGAGGCAAGUUGGGUGCGAGUCAGGUCACAUGAGUCCCAAACAUUCUAGCAGUUUUCUGGCAAGUGGUUUAUAUAAAUUUUAAAAACUGUUAUUCUGAUUUAAUGUGUUGGAGAUACUAAUGAGUGCAGAUUCAAGGACUUAUUCUCUUGGUGUUGUCCUCCUUGGCAGUUAGUAGUGUACCAUAUUGAGUAACGAGAAUAAUGAUGUAUUACAUAGACAUUUAAGUUGUCUGGUCUGCUGGCUUCUUGGUGUUCUGAAAUUCACUUGUGGAGGUGUCCAGAUAUCUCACCUGUAUAGAUUAUCACACUUUUUACCACUGCAGGAGUAUAUAAAUCCCAUCUAACAACCAUGGUAAAAUACAUAUACAUGAGACAUCUAAAAUUAGUUUCAGAACAGCAAUAUGCCAGCAGAACAGGCAACCUAAACAACUAAUUAUUAAGCUACUAAUUGCAAAGGAUGAUGAUACCCUAAGAAGAACCCUUGGAGCUGCACCACAACAGUUUCUACAAUUUAGCUGAUCCUAUUUCCAGAAAACUGAUAGCAAAUUUGGGAAUCAUGAUGAUCUGACUCACACUCCACUUGCUCUUCACUUCAUUCACUACUCCCUUUUAUAUACAGUAUUUGCUCAUCUUCCCUUAUAAGAUUAACCUGUUUGUGACUUGAUAAAGUCCACCAUGUUGACAAAAUUUUGUCAAUAUAAGUUCCAUAUAACUGUACAUAUAACUCUUGCCAAAACACUAGAGGCAAACUUACAUGUAUAUUAAGACCUCAUUCAUUAUCUAAAAUUCUAUGUACAGUGAAAGCAUAAUAUGGAUAUUUUUACUGUAAAAUCAUAAAUUAAUUAGCUUCAAUUCACUUGUACAUUUGGUGUAGUUUUAAGACAAUUUAUUUAAAUGUAAUGUUCUAUGUAUUACAUUAUAGGCUUCAUUUCUCUAACAAGUUUAGUACUGUAGUAGAAUUUUUACUGUAUGGAGGGCUCAGCAGGGUUCUCGGUUUUGUGUGCUGCUGGGACAUAAUGCUUCUUGAGUACUUUUACAUGAUUAUUAUUAAUAAUGGCUGUCAGGUACAUACUGUACUGUAACAAUGAAAUAUGCAUUCUUCGUUGUUUGCACUUAAAUUACUUUGUGCUACGUAAUUUUAAAAUUUUGAAUAUUCAUUAUAUUCACAAAUUAUUUUUAUUUAUUUUACAGUACUGUUAAAAAACAAAUGCUAAACCCAUGUGGGUCAUCCAUCUAUAUUCACAAAGAAGCACUAAAUCCAAGUGUCACAGUGUACCUGUACUUAUCAAAUUUUGUAUUAAUGUUGGUAGAAUUACCAACGAUACAUUAGGUAAAAGGACACAUGCAAUUAAUGUGAUAUACUGUGGCAAUGUUUCACUCUCCAUGUCGCAUUAGUUGCAUAUGUGUCAUUUUACCUAACUUAUUGCAUUUUCUGUGUACUCUAAUGGCUUCAUCAGUGAUAGUUCUGUCAAAUUAGUCUUCAACACCAGUGAAUUGUUCUGUGCAGAGGAUUUAUACAUUAUGUUACUGGUUCUAGUUUCUCAAAGAGGUGUAUAGUCAUUUUUAGCAUUUUAUUUUGUAAGUGUUUUACACAAACAUGUAAUAUUAUUAUUAAUUUCUUUUAACAUGUUGGCUAUCUCCUACCCAUAUUACUCUUUGAAUGUGAACAUUCAUCAACCAAACUUUUAUAGUAUUUAUUCUUAUUGCUAUUAUUUAUUAACAAAUGUUCAUGUUUGAAAUAUAUUACUUCAUCAAGGGUUGUGAAUUUUAUCUGUGAAGGUAAUGUGAUAGGCCAGAAUAAUAAAAUACCUUCUGCCAUCUCAUUUAUAGCUUAUAUUUUUUCAUUUAAGUAACAGAAUACAGUAUAUUAUAUAUUCCCUGAUGAGAUCAGGGUAGUGAAUGCACUAAAGUUGCUGUAUCCUAUCACCAUAGCUAUAUAUGUAUUCAAUGGUUGAAAAAUAUAUACAGAAUGUGA
Molecule: messenger RNA, 7246 nt
Organism: Cherax quadricarinatus
Lineage: Eukaryota; Metazoa; Arthropoda; Malacostraca; Decapoda; Parastacidae
Product: acid sphingomyelinase-like phosphodiesterase 3b
Molecular function (GO): phosphoric diester hydrolase activity
Source: RefSeq, a predicted model, not a curated record